UUUACGUUUUAUGUCUGCUGUGAAGAUAUUUUUUAUAAUUUUUUCUUAAUUUCAGGUAGUUAUUCCAAGAUGAGUUAUAUAGAGAAAAUUGAUGGCUAUUUGGACUCUUUGAAAAUUGGAAAAAGUGCUAUGGUGGACUCCUGGUUCAUGAUGUCGAGUCCAACGCCAAUUUUGUCAGUCGUGGUUGCUUAUCUGCUCUUCAUAAGAAUCGGACCGAGAAUGAUGAAGAAUAGACCUCCAAUGAAAAUCAACAAGCUCAUAAGUUACUACAACGCCGCACAAGUUGUAUUGGCGACAAUGAUUUGUAUGAAGGUGUUUAAAUUGAACCUUUUCCGAGAUGGUAUCAUUUAUGCUGGUUGUCGAUAUCCCGCUAAUACUUUAAAUCCUAUGCUCCUCGAUUUGGGCUGGUGGUACUUCUUCGCUAAGUUUACUGAACUAUUAGACACUGUCUUCUUUGUGUUAAGAAAGAAGGAAAAACAGUUGACGUUUCUGCAUGUGUACCAUCACGUGAUAAUGGCGCUGUAUUCGUGGAGUUACCUGAAGUUCGCGGCGGGCGGCGAGGGCGCGGUGCUCGCGCUGCUCAACUCCGCCGUGCACGUGGUUAUGUACACAUACUACUUGCUGUCCGGCCUCGGCCCGCACUUCCAGAAGUAUCUCUGGUGGAAGAAGUACGUCACAACAAUGCAGCUGAUACAAUUCGUUCUGAUGCUGUCGUACUGCAUGUGGACGUACUUCUCACCGCGCUGUCAGUACGCACCUGGCUUCACCUACUUCAUAUCGGCCAAUGUAACUAUAUUCCUAAUUCUAUUCCUCAAUUUCUACACCAAAAACUACAAAUUAAAGAAUAGACAACAUAAAGCAAUGACCAAUGGUGUCAAAGAUGAUGUAAACGGUACAAAUAAAUGUAACGAAGAUGUGAUUGGAGAUAUCUGUAAGGGAAUUCCUAAUUUAGAAGAUAUACCUUGUAAAGUUGAAAAAGCUUGUGAAGAAAUUAUCAAAGAUGGGAAGGGAUAUUUAAAAAGACGUAGCGUUAAUGCUUUUGGCACCGAAUGUGAUUACGAUAGUAUAAUUAAUAAAUGAUUGUGUUAUAGUAAGUCGGUACGUCGUUCACUUGAGACUGAUGUUUGUGAUGAAGCUGAUGGAAUUUUAACUAGAAUAAGGGAAAAAAAAAGUAAAAGAAAAUAUGCAUAAACUAUUUUAUUUUCAAAUUAUUUCGAUGCUAUAUUAGAUACAAUAUAUAAUUACAAAAUCUCUGACCAUUGUAAGCUUUUAAGUAAAUACAAUUAAGACUAUAGUAUUGCUAAAAUAAAUUUAAGGUAAAAGAGUAAUUUUAAUAAAAUAAUUAUUAAUUAGUUUAGCCAAAAUCUUCGGUUUGUAUUUAGAAACGUAUUUCUGUGCCUUAUAUCGCGUAUUCACAAACAAUUAUAAUUGAUAAAAUAUAUUAAAUAUAAAUGUCCAUAUUUGGUGCUUUCUAAAUGAUUGUUUUCAUAUUUGCCACCUUUAAUUAAAUAUCUGCAUACAACAAUU
Molecule: messenger RNA, 1527 nt
Organism: Papilio polytes (common Mormon)
Lineage: Eukaryota; Metazoa; Arthropoda; Insecta; Lepidoptera; Papilionidae
Product: elongation of very long chain fatty acids protein 7-like
Exons: 6
Coding region: 70-1080 (336 amino acids)
Biological process (GO): very long-chain fatty acid biosynthetic process; fatty acid elongation, polyunsaturated fatty acid; sphingolipid biosynthetic process
Cellular component (GO): endoplasmic reticulum membrane
Molecular function (GO): fatty acid elongase activity
Source: RefSeq, a predicted model, not a curated record